Messenger RNA from Pelobates fuscus (common spadefoot toad), 4696 nucleotides. RefSeq names its product deleted in malignant brain tumors 1 protein-like. NCBI's taxonomy places the organism in Eukaryota, Metazoa, Chordata, Amphibia, Anura, Pelobatidae. Gene Ontology annotation, cellular component: membrane. The coding region runs from base 7 to 4269 and encodes 1420 amino acids. The transcript is spliced from 26 exons. The record is from RefSeq and is a predicted model, not a curated record.
AGCAGAAUGGGCACAAUAAUACAUGCACUGUGUUAUCUUUUUCUUGUUGAACCUCUCCUCUCUUCAGGAUUUACGGUAGCCAGUACUAAUGCUAUAACAGUACCAGAUAAUCUUCAAAUGCGCCUGGUUGGAGGCUGGAACAGAUGUAGUGGACGUGUGGAGAUAUACUAUCAAGAUGCUUGGGGCACUGUAUGUGAUGAUAUCUGGGACAUUGCUAAUGCAGCUGUUGUUUGCAGACAAUUAAAUUGUGGUUACGCAUCUGCAGCACAUGGCAGUGCAUAUUUUGGACAAGGUUCCGGGCACAUAGUUUUGGAUGAUGUGAGCUGUACUGGUAGUGAGCAAUACCUGUGGCAAUGUCCACAUGCUGGCUGGGGCUACCAUAACUGUGGCCCACACGAAGAUGCUAGUGUUAUCUGUUCAGAUUCUCAUGAAGGAACCACAGACGUAUAUCCAGUUUCUCAAACAUAUUUCUCAGUCCCCAGUUACAGCGGCUGUGGAGGGCUCCUGAUGCAACAUUCUGGGGUCAUAACUAGCCCAUUUUUCCCUAAUAGUUAUCCUUCUAAUGCCAAAUGCAUAUGGGAAAUCAGGACCAGUCCAGGAUAUAUUGUGCAGCUGACUUUUCAACAUUUCAAUUUGGAGAAUAGUGGAAAUAAUAAUUACUGUCCCUAUGACUGGGUUGCAAUAUACGAUGGCAUUCCUGAAUAUUCAUCUCUGCUUGGACUAAUUUGUGGUUCUGGAAAUUAUACUUUUUACUCAUCCUCUAACAUCAUAGGUGUAGAGUUCAUAAGUGAUAAUUCUGUUGAAUUGAAUGGAUUCCAGGCACGAUUCACAUCAAUUUACGGAAAUUCAUCAGAAAAUUACCCCAUACGUCUUGUCGGCGGUGUGGAUAACUGUUCUGGGCGAGUUGAGAUAUACUAUCAGAAUGAAUGGGGAACAGUUUGUGAUGAUGGCUGGCACAUCAGAAAUGCAGAAGUAGUAUGUAGGCAGUUAGAUUGCGGCUCUCCUGUUUCAGCUUUAGGUAAUGCUUAUUUUGGACAAGGCCUUGGAAACAUCAUUAUGGAUGAUGUAAAUUGCAAUGGAAACGAGCAGUUCCUUUCACAGUGCUCUCACAGAGGAUGGUCAAGUCAUAACUGUGCUCACUCGGAGGAUGCAGGUGUCAUUUGUUCAGUUCCCAGUAACACUAGCUGUGGAGGGCUCCUAAUCCAACAUUCUGGUGUCAUAACUAGUCCUUUAUACCCAAACAACUAUCCCCCAAAUGCAAGAUGCACAUGGGACAUCAGGACCAACCCGGGAUACAUUGUGAAGCUGGCUUUUCAAACAUUUAAUUUGGAGAGUGGUGGAAGUAACAGUUACUGUCCCUAUGACUGGGUAGCAAUUUAUGAUGGAAUUCCUGAAUAUUCAUCUCUGCUUGGAAAAUUUUGUGGCUCUGGGAACUAUACUUUCUAUUCAUCCUCUAACAUCAUCGGUGUAGAGUUCAGAAGUGACUCUAGUAUUCAGCUGAGUGGAUUCCAGGCAGUGUUUACAUCAAUCACCUCAAAUUCAUCAGGAAACUAUCCAAUGCGUCUUGUCGGUGGCAUGAGUCAAUGUGCAGGACGUGUUGAAAUAUACUAUCAAAAUGCCUGGGGAACAGUAUGUGAUGAUGGCUGGAACAUUAGAAAUGCUGAUAUUGUAUGCAGGCAACUGAACUGUGGAUCCGCAGUUUCAGCUCUAAGUAAUGCCUAUUUUGGACCAGGUUCAGGACGCAUAUUAUUGGAUGAUGUUAUAUGUAAUGGGACUGAGCAAUAUCUUUGGGAGUGCCCUCACCGUGGAUGGGGAAAUCAUGAUUGUAGUGCCAGUGAAGAUGCUGGAGUCAUUUGCUCAGAUUCAUCGCAGUCUCCAUCAUGGAACCACACAGAUUAUACCACAACAACACCAGUUCCCAGUAACAUUAGCUGUGGAGGGCUCCUAAUCCAACAUUCUGGUGUCAUAACUAGUCCUUUAUACCCAAACAACUAUCCUCCAAAUGCAAGAUGCACAUGGGACAUCAGGACCAACCCGGGAUACAUUGUGAAGCUGGCUUUUCAAACAUUCAAUGUGGAGAGUGGUGGAAGUAACAGUUUCUGUCCCUAUGACUGGGUAGCAAUUUAUGACGGAAUUCCUGAACAUUCAUCUCUGCUUGGAAAAUUUUGUGGCUCUGGGAACUAUACUUUCUACUCAUCCUCUAACAUCAUCGGUGUAGAGUUCAGAAGUGAUUCUAUUAUUCAGCUGAGUGGAUUCCAGGCAGUGUUUACAUCAAUCACCUCAAAUUCAUCAGGAAACUAUCCAAUGCGUCUUGUCGGUGGCAUGGAUCAAUGUGCAGGACGUGUUGAAAUAUACUAUCAAAAUGCCUGGGGAACAGUAUGUGAUGAUGGCUGGAACAUUAGAAAUGCUGAUAUUGUAUGCAGGCAACUGAACUGUGGAUCCGCAGUUUCAGCUCUAAGUAAUGCCUAUUUUGGACCAGGUUCAGGACGCAUAUUAUUGGAUGAUGUUAUAUGUAAUGGGACUGAGCAAUAUCUUUGGGAGUGCCCUCACCGUGGAUGGGGAAAUCAUGAUUGUAGUGCCAGUGAAGAUGCUGGAGUCAUUUGCUCAGCUUCAUCGCAGUCUCCAUCGUGGAACCACACAGGUAAUAUUUCCUUUGAUUAUUAUACCACAACAACACCAGUUACUUUUAACACUACUUGGCACCAGUGGUCAACAACAGCUCCUAACUAUACAUGUGGUGGUCUCUUAACUAACCCCACAGGGCUAUUGUCCAGCCCCUUAUACCCAGGAUAUUAUCCUAAUAAUGCAUAUUGUGUAUGGGAAAUUCGAGUGACUCCUGGUCACCAAGUGGAGCUGACUUUCUUACAAAUGGAUUUAGAGUAUGCAAACAAUUGUGUAUAUGACUCAGUGACAAUAUAUGAUGGCCUACCAUUGAGUUCACCCCAACUGGACAAAAUUUGCACAUCUGCAAAUCAUACAUACAUUUCCAACUCCAAUAUCAUGGGAAUAGUCUUCCGUAGUGAUUCCAGUGUACAAGGAAAUGGCUUCCAGGCUGUAUACACAUCAUCACAAAGAAACAACAGCACACCAGUCAACUGUGGUGGAAUCCUGACUAAUCCUUGGGGAAUAAUUGAGAGUCCUUCCUACCCAUAUUCUCGCAACCCUGCAGAAUGUACCUGGCAUAUACAAGCAGGGUCUAAUCAAGUUAUCCAGAUCAGCUUUGAUGAUUUUGCAUUGGAAAACUCAUACUCUUGUGCAAAUGCAUAUGUUGCAGUGUAUGAUGGCUCCCCUCUUGGUUCUGCAUUAUUGGGUAAAUUCUGUGGAUCAUAUAGACAAAAUUUUACAUCCUCGUCUAACAGUCUAAGUGUGGUUUACUUCAGCAGAGGAAGUAAUGAUAACUUUGUCAGAGGAUUUCACUCCAGCUAUGUUUUUGUUACUCAGAAUAAUCAGAAUGUGACUCUUACAUGUACAACAAAUUACAUGGAAGCCCGGAUUUCUGUUUGGUAUCUUCAGUCUUUAGGCUUUUCACCAAGUGACAUUUUCUUAAAUGACCCUCAGUGUCGCCCGCAGACUUAUGGCAGCUGGUUGACUUUUUACAUAUACUACAACCAAUGUGGCACCCUGAGACAGGGAGAAAGAGACACCAUCAGUUACUCUAAUACUAUAAAUAGUUACCACGCUAAUGAAAUAAUUGAAAGAAGCAAAAAACUGAGCUUAAACCUGCAAUGUCAGAUGUACCAGAAUAGCAUGGUAGAAAUCAUGUACCACGCUAAUGAUGUAAUACAACAAAACCUGACUCGGUAUGGCCUUUAUAAUGCUGGCCUCGCAUUCUACUACAAUCCAAGUUUCACCAGUCCUGUGUACCAAUAUCCAUACUAUGUCCAGCUCGAUCAGAACUUGUAUCUCCAGGCAACUUUGCAAAGCUCCGACCCUGAUCUAAUCUUGUUUGUGGAUACCUGUGUUGCUUCACCCAGCUCAUCUGAUUUUGUAACCCGAACCUAUGACAUAAUACGCAAUGGAUGUGUAAGAGACCCUACAUAUUCUACAUAUUCUUCUCCAUACCCAUACCAGGCUCGUUUUGGAUUUAGAGCAUUUGGAUUCCUUCAAAACUAUUCCAGUGUGUAUCUUCAGUGCAAACUGACCGUGUGUCAGCGGUAUAAUUACAACUCCCGUUGCUAUCAGGGCUGCCUUGCUAGACGUAAAAGAGCUGCUGAACAAGUCCAUGAUCAAAUAACUGUCUCUCUUGGGCCAUUUGAACGUAAAAAUUAGCAACUCGCUACCUACUUUCCUUAAAUUCAAAGAACAAUUCCUUCAUCUGUUAUCUGGCUUUCGCUUGCAAAUGCUUUUCUGAUUUGUUACUGUAAAAUUUGUAGGACAAUGUUUUUAAAUUUGAGAUGUAAUUAUUAUAUGCCCUAAGUGACACUGGGAUCUAUGUAGGGCUCCAAUUAAAGCCUGAAUGCUUACCUAUAAUUAGCACUGUAUAAAAUGCAAUGAUGAAUGACCACAGAUGAUUGUGGAUAACUAUAUUUUUAAUGCGUGCUUGUUUCUGGAUGGAACAAUUCAGGCUUUCUUUUUUAAGAGCUUUACAGUUCUCAGUGUACAGUCUAUGUAUUACUAUAUCAAAUUUCUGACUAAGGAGUUGCAAGGAAUGCACCAUUGACAAACCUUGCUAAUAAAGUAAAGUAUUUCAUUAUUA